Molecule: messenger RNA, 8831 nt
Organism: Doryrhamphus excisus (bluestripe pipefish)
Lineage: Eukaryota; Metazoa; Chordata; Actinopteri; Syngnathiformes; Syngnathidae
Source: RefSeq, a predicted model, not a curated record
UUUUUUAUUGUAUUGAAAUUCACAUAUUUAAAAGAAAAAUGUGUUGGAUAUAUUUACUUAUAUAUAUUAGUUGAGUGUGUAUUAAUAUUACUGUGAAGUUUGUGCAAGUACUCGAGCUGUGAUUGCAGUCACCCGAUAAGCUGAUCAGAUGUAACUGGGUCAAGCUAACACAUUGCUGAAAAGGUGGUGAAAAAUGAUUUACGACUUUUGAAAAGGGAUUCAAAUUAGAAUUAAUUAAUUAAUGUACUUCGGAGACGAGUGUCAUGACUGGAUUCUGGUUGGAUUUAGGACAGAUCAUGCCUUUCCAUUCACAGUGCAUGUGAAUGGUGAAAGGUAUUGACAGAAGUUGUUUAACAAAAUGACUCAGAAUGUGUUCUGCGUGGAGUAGAAUUAUUUUUUAAUUUCUACUGACUCCAACGUAGAGACAAAAGUCACUACUACCUUUUCCAUGAGAAAAACCUUCCCAUGCCCAAAGAACAACAACUGGCCCACCCACCCCAGGAAGAAACAAACGGCUUGUCAGGCGCACACCCUCCUUCAUUGGCGUUUUGAUGAUAGCCCCAUGACACCUCCAAAGGCGUCCCAGGCGUGUGCCCCCUCUGCUUUGAGCCCAGCAAGGGUCUUUGUGAUUGAUCCCUAGCCACUGGCUGCUUCUUUCAGCCGCUUCAAAGACUUAUCUUACUGCCAGUCCAUGAAGGCCCAGGUCUUUCAUGAACCUGGUAGUAGAGGAAGCCACAAAGUCUCUGCAUCCUACUUCAGCUGGAUAGACCUUGGCCUUCCAUCUUUCUUGUUGCUGUGCAUCUGCUGCCAGAUCUGUGUAGCUCACUUUCUUUUCUUUGUAGGCCUCUUUGUUUGGAUCCUCCCAUGAAACUGGGCAUCAAGGCAUCUUUUCCUUUGUUAGCAGGGGCAUAAAGGCGUCUGGAAAAUUCUGCUUUUCCUUCGUUGCAAAGCAAGCUGUCAUACGCCGCAUAUUCCCGAUGUUUCCACCUUAACAGCCUUUUCCCGUCACUGCCAGCUGAAGUGGACCGCCUGAGAGCGUUUAUCUCACUGUGUCGGAAAUGUUGGAGGUCACCAAUUCCACAGGGAGCCAUUUGCUUGGAAUAUGGCUACUCGGUAUUCACUGUUUGAUUAUGUCCGCGUGGAAUGGUCGGCGGCUCGUGUCGUGGGUCGUGUCCACCUCAGUAUGGGAACUUCAGGGUCCAAAAGGAAGAACCUGAGGACUGAUGCCGUUUCUUCCGUGGCCGCUAAAGUUCGGGCAGCCAGAGCGUUUGGCGAAUACGUGUCCAAUACCAAUCCGGAGAACCGCAACAGAUCAGAUCAACUAUUGUCUGACUCCUUCCGUACCCAAGACUGUGACUCUCCAGGCCCUCUCAGUUGCUUGCAUAACAACAAUCUGCCGCCACAGAGUCGCUCUUUGCCCGCAACCAAGUCCAGCAAGACUGAGCACCCCGAUCGCAGUGAUCAGAUCCAAUCCCAGCCUCAGGCAAAACCACUCCAAACUCAGGCGCCUUUAGGCCCAUCAAAGCGUAGACUCUCUGCUGCACGCAGCCUCUCCACAGAGAACCCACCCGGCGCUCCAGACCCAGAGGGGCGUGGGGCGGGUAAGCCAGCCAGGGUGUACACCAUCACAAAAGAGGUCAGAAUGACUCUGGGCCCCGGAAGCGAUGAAAGCCUGGAACUGGACAUCCUGAAGAGCAGCAAGGAUGAUGCAUUAUCCCAAACCCAAAACCAUAAGCCGUCUUUCGCCAACCAGCAAAUAUUGUCAUCGGUUCGUGGUAGCCAUCACCGCGGCAACCACCACCACUCCCACAAGCAUCGUGAAGGUCCUUUGUCGUCCUCUCAGUCACUGCAGAAUUCUGACAUCUCCAUUAAUACCCGAGACUUGGGGAUGAUGAGCAAAGGGGGUUCAGACAGUGGCGCCUGCAUUCAUGCUCCAUGUCAAAGCCAGCGCUCCCUCGACCUGGAUACCUCGCCAUGGACCGGAGGGAAGCACCUCAAGAAACUGGAGAGGAUGUACAGUGAAGACGGAGCAUCCACUGGUGAAAAGGAUGAUCACCCUAACAGCUGGUUCCCCAAAGAGAACAUGUUCAGCUUUCAGACCGCCACCACCACCAUGCAGGCGGCUUUCCGAGGCAUUGCGGAGAAAAAGAGGCGGAAAAGAGAGCAGGAGGCAGCCACCGUGAUGGAGAGAAAUUUCCGCAAACACCUCCGGAUGGUGGGCAGCCGAAGGAUCAAGGUCCAGACAGCCUUUGUCGACCGCCGAGCCAAGAGUUUCAGCCGCUCGUGGAGUGACCCCACCCCCGUCAACCCGGAUUCGCUGCAUGACUCCAGAGACAGUGGUGAUCUCCAGACCUCCUCAGGGACCCUCAAUGAAGGGCUGGAUGAGGAUGCAGACUGGGCUGAUGAAAGACAGAUGGAGAGGAUAGCCUGUGAAGGCGAGGACUUCAUCCCGCCUAAAAUCAUCCUCAUCUCCUCCAAGGUUCCUAAGGCUGAAUAUGUUCCCAACAUUAUUCGUAGGGAUGACCCUUCCAUCAUUCCUAUUCUUUAUGACCAUGAACAUGCCACUUUUGAUGACAUCCUUGAGGAGAUUGAGAAGAAGCUGACUGCCUACAGAAAAGGCUGUAAGAUUUGGAACAUGCUCAUUUUCUGCCAGGGAGGACCAGGCCAUCUCUAUUUGUUGAAGAACAAAGUUGCCACCUUCGCCAAAGUGGAGAAGGAGGAAGACAUGAUCCAUUUCUGGCGGCGGCUCGGCAGGCUGAUGAGCAAGCUGAACCCCGAGCCCAACCUCAUCCACAUCAUGGGCUGCUACGUGCUGGGGAGUGCAAAUGGAGAAAAGUUGAUUCAGACUCUGAAGAGGCUGAUGAGACCUUCCUGCGUGGAGUUCAAGUCCCCACUAGAACUGUCCGCACAGGGCAAAGAGAUGAUUGAGAUGUAUUUCAACUUCCGCUUAUUUCGUCUGUGGAAAAGCCGUCAGCAUUCCAAAAUGAUGGACUACGACGACCUGCUGUGACGACACAACGCCGUGUUGGCCUGGCGGCCAGUAAAUAUCACACCUGAGCCUCCGUGCACUUCCGUGUAGGCGUUGCUUGAUGGCGUCUGGAAAAAUGUGGCGAGAGCAGCCCGGCGGAAGAGCCGGGUCUGUGGUGGCGGCGUUUGGACUUUUUGCCCUCGUCUGAAGUGACAGCGCGGGUCCUGUGGGUGGCGCUGUAGUGGCGGGAGCCAGCGGGAGCCUGAACGCGUCAGAUGACGCUAACUCCCGAGGAACGAGGAACGCCGGAGAGGCUUGACUGCUUUGUAGUGUAAAUAUUCCUAUUGGUGCGUUAGAGAAUAGGUUUCCAGCAUCUAUUGGCGCUGGUUUAUUAAAUCAAUAUUCAUCGGUCCUUUAAGAAUCCAUCUAUCUAACACUGAUUUUUAUAAUCACUUAUUUAAGACUCUUGAUGUAUUAACUCAGGAUAAAGCCAUUGUUGGAGAGUUAGCUGCACUGUUUAUGGCCUAGCAUAGUAUAGCAUACGUAAAUACGUAACAUAACAUACUGUGGAUCAGGCUUUUGGAAGUAUGACAGUUCAAAGCAUAUUUUGUGGUGUUUUUUUUUAUUUCUUUACUAACCAUCGGAACUAUAUUCAAGUUAGCUUAGCAGGGUUUCUUUAUUUUUCUCAAGCUGCCUUGCUUCCCCCAAAGUCCUCUGAGCCUCACACCUUGAACCCCCCCCCCGCUGGUGAUCACAAGUGAAGGCUGCAAUGGAAGUGGGCGGUACCGCAUAUGUGGGUAUGCAUGUGAUACCGAUAAGAGUUUAAAUAGAUUUUACACAAUUUUACAGGAAUAAAAUGUUAAUAUUGUGAGGAAAAUGUCAUUUUAGCAGCAUAUAGUUGAACUAUUAAAGACAAAAGAUGUCGUUUUUAGAGUCAUAAUAGUAUGAGAAACAAACCUUUUUUAGUAGCAUAAAAUUGAAAUAUUAAAGAAGAAAGUUGCGAUAUUAUGAGACAACUGUUUCAUUUUGAAAAACACAAAAAUCUGUAAUUUUACCAGAAUAAAGUGAAAAUAUUAAGCGAAAAAGUCACAAUUUCACAGGAAUAAAAUGUUAAUAUUAUGAGGAAAAUAAUGUCAUUUUAGCAGCAUAUAGUUGAAAUAUUAAAGACAAAAGAUGUAGAUUUAGAGUCAUAAAAGGAUGAGAAUAAAGUGAAUAUAUUAUGGGAAUAAAGUCAGAAUAUUCUGAAAAAAAAAUUAAUUAGGAGGAAAGUUUAAAUAAUUUGAUUUUUUUAAAUAAUCAAAAAUUGGCGAAAAAGAUGAAAGUAUAUUUUUAUAGUUUUUUUUAUUUCUUUACUAACCAUCGGAACUAUAUUCAAGUUAGCUUAGCAGGGUUUCUUUAUUUUUCUCAAGCUGCCUUGCUUCCCCCAAAGUCCUCUGAGCCUCACACCUUGAACCCCCCCCCCCCGCUGGUGAUCACAAGUGAAGGCUGCAAUGGAAGUGGGCGGUACCGCAUGUGAUACCGAUAGAGUUUAAAUAGAGUUUAUUGAUCCACAAGGGAAACUGUUUGGUCACCGUAGCUUGAUGCAUUGCAAUAUGAAUCAAAUAUAAUAAGAUGAAAAGAAUAUAUAUAUAUAUAAAGAAGUAUUGCAUAUAUUAUCUUUGACAGGUGAAGUAUUGUUGUGUGGAAUGAAUGAAUGAAUACCUGUAGCGUUCACUGUGGGAACGGAACCUGUGGGCGGGUGGGGGUCGUCCAUCAUGGAGAGGAAUUUGUCCAGUGUCCUCCUGUCCCUCACUGUAAUCAUAAUAAUAAUAAUAAUAUUAAUAAUAGAAUACAAUAUAAUCAGAAUAAAAGGUUUGGAUCAACAAUGUAUUUGUGUACAAUAAAUAAAUACAGCAAUAUAAGACAAUGUAACAAUAUCAACAAUACAUUGUUGAUAUGACCCCCCCACCCCCUGGUCAUGUGACACGUUUGACCCUGCUGAGUCAGCACAAACCUUCUUUCUUGAGCUGUUGGCUCACAGGUCGUUUUUGUGUACGUUUGCAUAUUGAGGUGUCAAAAUGUGCUCAUCAGCAACUCAGGGGUGUCCAAACCAUGCUGGGUGUCCCAGUGUAGGUUGCGUACAGACAAUAAUUGGAGGUUUUCACCUUCUUUAUCAAAAUGUUUUUCCAUUGGCCCCAUGGAUAAUUAUUUUGCAGCUGUACUCAAUUUUAAAAAAAUGGCGUCAGUAGAUCAGGAACUUGUAGUGGCUUGGUUUAGACACUGUCGGACUAAAACCGAAUCACCUGAAAACCCAGACAGUGCAUGAAAUAUUUGUGAAAAUUUUGGACGUAAAUUUUUUUUGGCCAAAAAUUGAACCAUAUGAAAACCGAGAUGUAGGAAAAUGGACAAAUUUUUUGCCAAAGUUUGGUUAAAAAUUAAUCUUACGAAAACCGAACAUUUUUAACGAGUCAUACAAAAACUGAGACGUUGUAUGAAAACCUAAAUCAAAUUUUUGACAAAAACUGAGACAUUGUAUGAAAACCUAAACCAAAUUUUUGACAAAAACUGUAUGAAAAUCAGAAAUAAAUUUGAGUGAAAAACAAAUAAAAAACAAAGACAAUGUAGGAAAACAAACACAAAAUUUGAGUGAACAAUAACAAUAUGAAGACAAUAUUUUAGCAAAAAUGUUCAAUGACAAGCGAAUCAGACAAAAACCAAGGCAAUUUAUGAAAACAGACUAAAGUUAAGUAAACAUUUCCAGGACAAACCGAGUCGUACAAAACUCUGGAACGUGUACAAAAUCCAAGAAAAAAAUUUGAUCACAUAUUUACGUCAAGCACUGAAUCAUUUGAAAACCAAGAAAAAAUUUUGCGAAAAUUUUCAGCAAAAAACAUCAUACAAAAUCAAUUAAUCAUCCAAUGGACAAAAACAAACAACAUUUUUUUUUGGAAAAAAAUCCUAUUUUUUUCCUCCCUUUUUCCUAAAAAAUGUAUACAAAAAAUUCUAGAUAAAAACCGAAUUAUACCAAAACAAAGGUUUGAUUCUAGCAUCUAUGAAUAAUCAAUAUACCACAUUCUCAUAAUAACAAAUUAGCUGUGCCCAAAAUGGACCCUCUAGUGGUACAAUGCUUCAUAAUAAUGUUGACUCCUCUCUGCUAUCAAUUCCGUUUGCCAACACAAUCCCUGUGUAUAUUUGAACACAUUCUUGUGUUAUUUCCUUGAUUAGGUUCCGUUUACAUGUGUUGAAAAGUCCAUAUAUGUAAGUAACACUUCGAUGUAGCACAACUGCUGCUUUUAUUGUGCAAUAAGUGUAGCGUCAGCCCUGAGGGAGUGAUACAUAGUACAUAUUCUAUUCUUGUUGGCUGUAUUAGGACGAGGCGUUGGGCUGGAGUCUAUCCCAGCUGACCAUAUACUGUAUAAUAAUGACCCCGUGUUUUUCCACAUACUUUGAAUGUGCGUGUACACAUAAUAUGAACGUGGGAAAGUCUUCCGAGGUGCUUUACUACUCUGCUUUCUCCAAUUGAGGCAACACAUUUCAUUUCGUUUUGGUUUUUACGGAUCUUUGUCUCUGUCUCUUUAAAUAAAGCUAGCAUAAAAGCUAGCUGGGGAUCAAAUACUUAUUUCCCGCACUUUAUCGUGCUCCGUUGUGAAAUGUUUCAGAACACAAUACAAUGAAGGUGUUUUUCCGGUAAUUAUUCUGUUAACGGCAAUAUAUGCGAGAACAAUACGUUGUUGUACAAUCUAUUAAAAACACACAGCUGGUGUAUUGAAUUCACGGGAAAUGACGUCAGCGUGUAUUUCGUGUAUUUUGUGCAAUGUCACACAGGAAAUUGAUCUUGUAUCAAUCUUAUGUAUACAACUGUUCCCAUGCUUCAGGACUGUUGUUUUUUUACCCUUAAUUCUUUGUGGAUACCUUCUUCAUGUUGAUAUUCCUGUUUAAAAAUACAUGUUGACAAUUAAACUCCAUAGAACUUUAUUCCAUGGACACAUACGGCGUGUCGCCUUCAUUCUGGGCACGAGAACGUUCUCUAAAUGUGACUUUUAUCAUUAUUAGAGCACUUUAGAUAUGAGAUAACAUCGAUAUAAUCACAUUUACACCCAAUAUAAAAGAAAUAAUAACAGAAAAUAGGACAUUAUAUGUAUAGACUCACGCGUUAGCAUUUGGAUAAUUACUUCCUGUUCUUUUCUGUACUUCCUGUUAUGGGCUUCCUGUGGCGGGAAUUUUCUCUUUAAUGUAUUACUGACCCCUAGUGACCACAGUGGGAUACUACCUUCUACUUGUAUUCGUAUUUUAGUUCAUUUUUAAUUUAGGCAAACAAUACGUCAAAUGUGACUAAUAAUAGGCCAUAUUCAACCACAAAACAACAUGAUUAAUACAUAUUAUUUUCAUACAUAUAUUAUUUUUUUAAUAAAAAGAUUUCAUUUAAAUAUUUAAAUGUUAUUUUUCUUCUAAAUUUAAAAUAUUUUAUUGUAUGUUUUCUAACUUUGAAAUCAUACAGCAAAAUCAAAGGAUGCAGGGGCCAUGUUGAUUUUGUAGAGGAAAAAAGACAAUAUAGACAAACUAAACAAAAAUAGACAAUGUCCGCGUUGUGUUAUAUAAUAAGGAACAUUAUUAUUGGCGUAUACUUUUUCAUAACAUUACACAUUUGUGCUAAUUUUUUUUUUGCUAUAGAUUUUUUUAAAUUUAAUUCAUUUUCUACCGCUUAUCUUCACUAGGGUCACAGGGGUGCUGGAGCCUAUCCCAGCUGUCUUGGGGCGAGAGGCGGGGUACACCCUGGACUGGUGACCAGCCAAUCCCAGGGCACAUAUAGACAAACAACCAUUCACACUCACAUUCAUACCUAUGGACAAUUUGGAGUCGCUAAUUAAGCUAGCAUGUUUUUGGAAUGUGGGAGGAAACCGGAGUACCCGGAGAAAACCCACACAAGCACGUGGAUGGAGCCCGAGGGUGGAAUUGAACUCAGUUCUCCUAGCUGUGUGGCCUGCGUGCUAACCACUCAGUUUUUUUUAAUUUUACAAAUAAGAUAAAACAAAUAUCUAUUUUGUAUUUUUCACAUAUCCGAGAAGACUGCAUGGCCAAGAUGGAUGAGCGGAUGCUAGAUUGACUGUUACUCUCUUAAGUCCUGUACUUGUGAGGUUAAGAUGUUACAACUCCUCUGGUCUCAAUAAUAUACUACACUACUUUUACCACAAAUCAAUCCUCCUCUUUCACUAAGAAACACUAACAACUCAUAAUGACACAAACUAAAUAUUAAACAGUGGAAAAAUGCAUGCAAAAUUGUUAAGAUGAUGAUCUUCUCUAAAAACGACUUAAAUAACUUGUGAAAGUCCAGUCUUUGGGGGGGCCAAAGUGAGUCAGUGAAACUGAAGUCUUGCGUAGAAACUGGAGUCAGAUUGUGUGUAUUAAAACAGAGAUGAUGAGGAAUGGAAGGCAACAUGAAUUUAUGAAGUCAAUCACACAAACAGGCUGCCAGUGUACAAAUUUGUUUUGUUUUUGUCUUCUCAAGGCUUGAGAUUUGCUGCAGUUUGACGUUGGGAUUCUCAUGAGAAGGGUGUGUUCGAACAAAAAGUACAGUCAUUGUUUGGAGAUAUGAUUCAUGUUCUAAUGUUUGCACUGUAUCAGUCGGUACACUUUAAAACAUUCAAGUUCAGGUAUGAGGUACAGUAGCCAUUGCUGGAUUACGUUCAUGCUAUGUAUCUUCAACUGUGGAUUUGCUAAUUAAAACACCAAAUAAAACAGUAUUCCACUGAUUCCACGCUUCCAUUCGUUAGUGUCCUUCCCUGCAGGAGAACAAAGUCCACGCAGCUUCCGCAGCAGCAUCAUGACCUCCAGAACGCCACACUCAGCUGACCUUUGGGUGGACUGAUGUGUCGUUCCUGUAGUG